UGAAUGGAACAAGUGCCCUGCGUCUCGUCUGCCGGUGCAUCGGCUUGCUGUGUUUCACACAUUACUAUGUCAAGUUUUAUAUCUAAUAGAGCUGGAUUUAAAUAUUGAUCUUUGUUGGAUACACGAGCGAGCCCUGAAGCUGAGUGACCUGGUUUAAGUGCAUCUAACUUUCUUGAAACAACUGUUGAAGUGAGUAAAACUAGAGGGACCACCAACCAUGACAUCCCUGGGGAGCAGUAGUUCCUCCACCACAGAAUACACUGUGCGCGUCCCCAAAAACACUAACAAGAAGUACAGUAUAAUGGCAUUCAAUGCAGGGGACAGAGUUAAUUGCUCAGGCUGGACACAGGCCCGUAUGGAAAGAGACAUGAGUGCUCGGCGGAUAUAUGGGGGGGAGGAGGAGACAACGGACGGAGGAGCAGGUAGUGAGUUUGGUAAAAAACAGCGUGAGGAAGCUCGACGGAAGAAGUAUGGUAUCGUGACCCGAGAGUUCAAAGCGGAAGACCAACCCUGGCUCCUUAAAGUCAAUGGCAAAGCUGGCAAGAGGUUUAAAGGUGUAAAGAAGGGCGGCGUUACAGAAAAUGCGUCCUACUACAUUUUUACACAGUGUCCUGACGGAGCUUUUGAGGCCUUUCCUGUUAAUGGGUGGUACAAUUUUACACCACUGGCAAAGCACAGAACUUUGACUGCUGAAGAAGCUGAGGAAGAGUGGGGCAGACGGAACAAGGUGGUGAACCAUUUCAGCAUCAUGCUUCAGAGACGUCUUCGGGAGGGGGAGCGCGGCGUUGAUGAUGAUGAUGAUGAGACUGAAAAGUCUGGGAAGAAGAAAAAGAAAGGGGGUGGGAAGGGAGGAGACCUGCGCAUUCACGAUUUGGAAGAGGACAUGGCGAUGAGCAGUGACAGUGACAGCAGCAUGGGGGACGAUGGCGAAAGCAAACCAAAGAAGAAGGACACGGGGAAAGGGAAAGGGAAGAAAAAGAAGCGAAAGAGCAAUGAACACGAGGCUUUGGAAGACAGUGAUGACGGAGACUACGAGGGUCUAGAAGUGGAUUAUAUGUCAGAUGAAAGCAGCUCAGAUGAAGAGACAGUAAAAGAAAAGCCAAACAAAGGAGAGGAGCUCCCUAAAGGGGUUGAUGAGGCAUCUGAGAGUGAGGAAGAGAGUGAGGAGGAGAAUCAAAAUGAAGAGGAAGCAAAAGAGGAAGAAGAGGAGGAAGAAGGGAAGAAGACUCCAGUUCAAACGGAAAAGAAGAAGAAAAAAGACAGCAGUGGCGAAUCGGAGAGCUCAGACGACAGUGACAUCGAGGGAGAGACGGCCUCCGCCUUGUUCAUGAAAAAGCGCACACCUCCUAAACGUGGAGGUGGCCGUGGCUCGGCCGGCAGCUCCAGGACGGGCAGCCGCCCUGGAACCCCGUCCAUAGACCCCGCAUCCACGUCCAGCACGCUGCGUGCUGCUGCCAGCAAGCUUGAGCAAGGGAAGAGACCACCUCAGGGUCCGAGUACUGACACACCUGCGGCCAAAAGACUUAAAAUGGAGCCCAGCACUCAGAGCCCGGGUGCUUCUGGGAAGAGCACACCUCAACCCACAUCAGGCAAAUCCACUCCUAGCUCAAGUGAUGUGCAGCUAACCGAGGAGGCGGUACGGAGGUACCUGAUCCGUAAACCGAUGACCACCAAAGAUUUGCUGAAGAAAUUCCAGACCAAGCGCACAGGUUUGAGCAGCGAGACGACCGUCAACGUGCUGGCACAGAUUCUGAAGCGCCUCAACCCGGAGCGAAAGAACAUCAACGACAAGAUGCACUUUUACCUCACGGAGUAACCAUGAACAGAUGAAGUUAGAGACAGCCCGGAUUUGAGGAAAGAGCCAGUGUGUAGUAACUGAGACGCCUCAGAACCAGAAGAAUCUGUCUUCACUGAUUCUGCAUUUUGUUGAGGAUUCUGAAUUUGGUGAAAAUCCAAUGAAUCCUUGGAUGGUUUGAAUAUUUUUGCAGUAUAAACAGUUUAACUUCAAUUUUGGUUAAACCUAGUGUUUAGAUUUUUUUCUUAUGUAAAACUUUUUGAAUAAAAUUUAAAAUGGCUUUCUCUGUCCCUCAUCUGUCUCAUUUAACAUGCUUGUUCAGCCUCAGGAAGAGCAAGCUGCAGUUUGUGGGCCUGACAUGAAGUGAUUAAUAACGGGAUUGCACAACAGUUGAGGACGUCUUUGAAGCUUAAAGCACAGCAAAACCUUACUACCCUGUCAGGGAAUGUAAAUAACUAAAGGCCCUUGUUUUUAUUCACGUUGUCUGGCGUCACAGUAAUUUGUUACAUGGAACAUUUUAUUUUAUUAGCUCUUUUGUGUUAUCAAAUCAGUAAAUUUGACAAUGGAGGGUUUGUUAGAAGAUUCUGUAUCACAAGAUUGAGAUUUCGUAUUACAGCAGCAUUAUUGUUUAAUCGGAGUCAUUUAGGGACACAUUUUCAACUAGCUACAUACAACAUAACUUGCUGUCGGCUGAAUUUAUACCAAAGUUUAUGA
Molecule: messenger RNA, 2509 nt
Organism: Cololabis saira (Pacific saury)
Lineage: Eukaryota; Metazoa; Chordata; Actinopteri; Beloniformes; Belonidae
Gene: gtf2f1
Product: general transcription factor IIF, polypeptide 1
Exons: 14
Coding region: 218-1816 (532 amino acids)
Biological process (GO): positive regulation of transcription elongation by RNA polymerase II; transcription initiation at RNA polymerase II promoter
Cellular component (GO): nucleus; transcription factor TFIIF complex
Molecular function (GO): RNA polymerase II general transcription initiation factor activity; DNA binding; TFIIF-class transcription factor complex binding
Source: RefSeq, a predicted model, not a curated record